AUGAAGGACCCAAAGUUCAAGCCCCCUCCAGACCUGAUCCAGCUGGUAAUUGACGGAUCUCCAGAUGGUAAAGGACGCUCUCUUGACUACCAGGUAAAUGCACAGAUUGGCACUGGUCAUGCAGCUCUUUUCACCACCGCAGUCACCGUGUUCCACAUUCUCUGUAAUCUGUGUGAGGCCCAGCGCUUUAACAAAUUUAUAUUAGUCAGCAUUAUCCGGAAGGUGGCGAAGCCGUUGAUGAUCGCAACAGGCGAUAUCUUGCCCAAGGGCACCAUUUGCGGCAUCGACAUCCAUAGUAUUCAUUUUCAAAAGUUCUAA
Aspergillus alliaceus is the source of this 318-nucleotide messenger RNA. RefSeq lists its product as uncharacterized. The transcript has 3 exons. The record is from RefSeq and is a predicted model, not a curated record. Bases 1 to 318 code for a protein of 105 amino acids. NCBI's taxonomy places the organism in Eukaryota, Fungi, Ascomycota, Eurotiomycetes, Eurotiales, Aspergillaceae. Gene Ontology annotation, molecular function: monooxygenase activity; iron ion binding; heme binding.